AUGAGUCCCAGAGCAGUGAGCCGGUUACUGUCAGGAUACUGGCACACUGAGCUCUGACAGAGUCUAGAGAGGGUAUUACUGCAUUAUUCACAGAUUAUAUGCUUGGCCGCAAUGAAACUUUGCCUGUUCUGCCUCUAGCUCUUUCAUACGUAGAGAUCACACACCAUGAGGAUGUAACUGGACCUCAAUGAUUGCACUGGAUUAUUAAGGAGACGGACAGUACAGACAGCAGUCAACAUUUUGAGUGGCGGUGAAUAAGCAGGAAGGAUGCAGUGUGGUGUGAUGCUGUGUGUCCUGCUGCUGAUACUGUCGUCUAGUGCUAGAAACCAGAACAGAAGAAAAAACAGACAGAAGCCUGACAACAGUGUCAUGCAGAAUGAAGUCAAAACUCUGUUCUGUCCAGUGGAGUUGGCGUUUUUAGUGGACAGUUCAGAGAAAGCCAAAAUGCUUCUGUUUGAGAGGCAGAGGGAGUUUGUUUUGCGCUUCAGCACCAGGCUGAUGCAGCUCCAGGUGUCUGGCUGGCGUAUGCGGGUGAGACUCGCCCUCCUGCAGUACAGCAGCACCGUCUCAGUGGAGCACAACUUCCGUGACUGGCAGGACAUUGACGUGUUCCACAGCCGAGUGGAUGCCAUGACUUACAUCGGCCAUGGCACCUACUCAGCUUACGCCAUCACAAACGCCACUCGGCUCUUCACCCGUGAGACGUCGCCCAGCAGCUUAAGAGCAGCGCUUCUGUUGACGGAAGGGGUGGACCACCCGCGCAGCCCCAGUGCUGUGACUGCAGCCGCAGAUGCCAAGAACCACAACAUCCGUAUGUUUGUCAUUGGGCUGUCGGGAUCCACACGAGACGAGCAGGACAACGGUAGACUGAGGUCCAUCGCCAGCGCACCGCCUCAGCAGCACCUGUUCAGCCUCACUGACCCACAGCUGGAUGACAAGCUCUUCAGGGAACUGAGUGAACUUGCGAACACAGUUUGUCCACAACCCAAAUCCUGUCAGUGUGAAAAAGGAGAGAGAGGUCCUCCCGGAAAUCCUGGUAAACCAGGUGAUCCAGGAUUUGAUGGGCCUCCUGGUCUUAAAGGAUCUAAAGGAGAGGCAGGUUUAAGUGGACGUCCAGGAUUAGAAGGUCUAAGGGGAAGACCAGGAUCAAAAGGAGAAAAGGGCGGGAAAGGAGAAUGUGGCGCCCCAGGGAUGAAAGGAGAUCAAGGCCCAGACGGACCUCCAGGACCACGUGGACCACGAGGAGAUCAGGGACUAAGUGGUAACCCUGGCGACUCUGGCCCUGAGGGCCCCGUCGGACCUAAAGGUGAGCGAGGACCUGGCGGACCCACCGGCCCUCCAGGGGACCCAGGGGUUGGGUUUCCUGGUGCAAAGGGGGAGAAAGGUGGCCAAGGCAGGCCUGGGCCGACUGGGCCUGUUGGUAUUGGUGAGCCAGGAAUGCCUGGUCCACCAGGACCUCCAGGAGUUCAAGGCAACCAAGGGUUUCCCGGAGAGGGUUUACCAGGACCAAAGGGUGACAGAGGAUUUGAGGGUCCUAAGGGUGGACGUGGACCUCCUGGGAUUAGCAUCAAGGGUGAUAAGGGUAACACAGGGGAACCGGGUUUGCCUGGACUGAUGGGAUUUCCAGGAGUUGGGCUCCAGGGUGAAAAGGGAGACCUGGGACCCAUAGGACCCCCUGGCCCAAGAGGCCCUCCUGGAGUGGGCAUGGUGGGCACUAAGGGUGAUCAGGGCUUUCCAGGAGAAUCUGGACCGCAAGGUGAGAGAGGAAUAGGAGAACCAGGACCAAAAGGAGAACCAGGCCCAGACGGAGCACCUGGUAUUCCUGGUAUCCCAGGUGAAGAUGGAUCUGUGGGUCCAAAGGGUGAGAUGGGUUUACCUGGUGCUCGAGGUCCAGAGGGCUCAGCCGGAAGAGGUAUUCCUGGUGAGAAGGGGGACAGAGGGGACAGAGGAUCUCGGGGUCUCCCAGGAAGUGCUGGAGCAGCGGGACCCCCAGGGGCCAAGGGAGAACCAGGAAGUUUAGGUAUGAUGGGUUUACCAGGACCUCCAGGUCGAGGAUUACCUGGUUCAAAGGGUGAGCCAGGACCUGCAGGCCCCUCGGGUCCUGUUGGAGAGCCAGGUGUCGGGACUACAGGCCCUAAGGGUGACAGAGGAAGUCCAGGACCAGUGGGGCCACAAGGAAUGAAGGGGGAGGGUUACCCCGGACCACAGGUGUGCAAAGGAGACAAAGUCUUUGAUAAGAACAACACAGAAAACAAAACCAGUAACAUCUAUCUAUAUAUGAUAUAUUCUCAGGGGCUUCCAGGGUUGCCAGGGCCACCAGGUGAAGUUGGACCUGAAGGACAAGGAAUUCCUGGACCAAAGGGAGACCGGGGCUCACCUGGAGUGACCGGCCCUUCAGGGCCUCCAGGAAUUGGACUGAUGGGACCAAAGGGUGCAGGUGGCCAGCCUGGUGCUCCUGGUUUUCCAGGACCUCCAGGAGAGGGAAUUCAGGGUCCCAAGGGAGAUCCUGGGUUUCAAGGGCCCCCUGGUCCUAGAGGGCCUCCAGGUGAUGGUCUGCCUGGAGAGAAGGGUAACAGGGGCCUAGCAGGGGAACGCGGGAGAAAAGGAGAGAGAGGAGAACAUGGAAUGCCUGGACAAACAGGAGCCAAGGGAAAACCAGGAGGGAAGGGAGAGCCCGGCCUAUCUAGAGACCAGGUGAUCAGAAUAAUCCGGGAAAUAUGUGGAUGUGGUCUGAAAUGCAGGAUGAGUCCUCUGGAGCUGGUCUUUAUCAUCGACAGCUCAGAGAGUAUAGGUCCAGAGAACUUUGAGCUGGUGAAGGAUUUCUUGAACGCUCUGAUCGAUCGCGUGUCUGUGAGCCAUGAAGCCACACGUGUUGGGGUGGUGCUCUUCAGUCACAUGGACGUGGUGGUGACCAGCCUACAACAGCUGUCCGACCAGGCAAGCGUCAAAGAUGCAGUGCGCAGGAUGCCGUAUCUGGGCGAGGGCACAUUCACGGGCAGUGCCAUCCGCCGGGCCACUCAGCUCUUCCGAGCAGCACGGCCGGGCGUAAGAAAGGUUGCGGUCGUGCUGACGGACGGUCUGGCUGACAAGCGGGAUGCAGUGAGGCUGAAAGAUGCUGCGGAAGAGGCUCACAAUGCUGGGAUUGAAAUCUUCGUGGUUGGCAUCGUGAAAAGCAGUGAUGCCCAGUAUGCAGAGUUUAAGAUUGAGAUGAACAUUUUGGCAUCUGAUCCUAAUGAAAAUUAUGUCUUCUUGAUUGAUGACUUCAUGAAGCUGCACACACUGGAAAGUAAACUGCUGAGUCAGAUCUGUGAGAGUGUUGAUGGGUCGCUCUUCAGUCCGAACGGCAAAACAUUCCCUCCAUUUGAGCCUGAGCCAGUUCCAGACAGAACUGAGGCUCCCACCAGGAGUUAUUUCAUCACAGAGGGCAAAGAGGCUGCAUUUCCAACAGAGUUUGAGACCACUUCUUCUCCAGAUGAUUAUGACGACAUGAAUAUUGACAACAACUGGACGCCCUUUGUUGAUGGGUCUUUAAGUGAGCUCCCUAAGGUGACAGAUGCCCCAGUUGGAGAUAAGACGAGACAAUCCUCCAUCUCAGUAGUGGGACCCCAGACACCCAUAAACUGGCGGCCUGUUCCAGAAAUCAGCCCACCUCCACGGACUCUACCUCCACCGGCCCCUCAGCCUAACGAUUUCAUGAAAGAGGUAGGCUGUAGGCAGGGAUUGGAUCCUGGGCCUUGUCGGGAGUACAGGGUGAUGUGGUACUACGAUCCGGAGGCCAAUGCAUGUGCACAAUUCUGGUAUGGUGGCUGCCAAGGCAACAGCAACCGCUUCGAGACGGAAGACCUUUGUCAAAACGCUUGUGUACAGACAUAACAC
Onychostoma macrolepis is the source of this 3876-nucleotide messenger RNA. It is a transcript of the gene col28a1a, whose product is annotated as collagen, type XXVIII, alpha 1a. The transcript is spliced from 34 exons. Lineage: Eukaryota; Metazoa; Chordata; Actinopteri; Cypriniformes; Cyprinidae. The record is from RefSeq and is a predicted model, not a curated record. Gene Ontology annotation, molecular function: serine-type endopeptidase inhibitor activity. The coding region runs from base 268 to 3873 and encodes 1201 amino acids.